This is a messenger RNA of Emiliania huxleyi CCMP1516, 495 nucleotides long. RefSeq lists its product as hypothetical. The transcript has a single exon. Gene Ontology annotation, molecular function: protein binding. The record is from RefSeq and is a predicted model, not a curated record. Gene Ontology annotation, biological process: transcription by RNA polymerase III. NCBI's taxonomy places the organism in Eukaryota, Haptophyta, Isochrysidales, Noelaerhabdaceae. Gene Ontology annotation, cellular component: transcription factor TFIIIC complex. The annotation marks the transcript as partial.
CCCGAGGUUCAGCGCCAGCUGGGCGAGGCGACGAUGCUGUACGCGUACCGCGACUUCCAAAAGGCGAUGGCGAUGCUGCUCGAGGUCGUGCGGCUCUGCCCGCGGCUGCCGCACCCGUACGAGACGCUCGGCCUGAUUUACGAGGAGGAGGGGCACAAGAAGAAGGCGCUGCAGCUCUACCUGAUGGCGGCCAACCUCUCGCGCCGCGACGCGGCGCAGUGGCGCCGGCUCGCCGUGCUCGCGACCGAGGUGGGCGAGGCGGAGCAGGCGCUCUUCUGCCUCGGCAAGACGCUGGCGCUUACGCCGGACGACGUCGACUCGCUGUGGGAGCAGGCGCGGCUGCACACGCAGCUGGGCCAGCACCGCAAGGCGGCCGCAGGCCUCGCCUCGCUCCUCCAGCACCGGCCACACGACGCGCAUGUCGUUCGGCAGCUCGCGAUCUCAUACACGGAGCUGGGCGCGGCGGACCGCGCGAUUGAGCUGCUCUCGCACGUC